Messenger RNA from Trypanosoma rangeli, 960 nucleotides. RefSeq lists its product as uncharacterized. The record is from RefSeq and is a predicted model, not a curated record. Bases 1 to 960 code for a protein of 319 amino acids. NCBI's taxonomy places the organism in Eukaryota, Euglenozoa, Kinetoplastea, Trypanosomatida, Trypanosomatidae. The transcript has a single exon.
AUGAUGUGGUUGACUCGCGUUUUGGCGUUGCCGCGUGCCGCAAGUGUGGGUGGGAAGCGUUUCUUCAGUACAGGAAGCGUUGUUCUGGCGCCAAAACGUGCGGUGGUGGGGAGACGUGGAAAAGACGCUGUUGCGACCCACCGAAAAACGUUGUCGUUACAGACAAAGCCAGCGACGGACACUGCACAUUCCAGGACCUUCGCCUCGCUCAGUGGCAGAGGCAACGAAGGUGAGAUCGAUAAAAGCGGGAAGAAAAGUUUGACAGGGGCAAAUUCGGCAAUGAAGAACGGCAGCGACGUUGUCGACGUUGAAGAUGAGGAGAGGCGUCUUGCGGAGGGAGACACACGGCUUGCGAUGCGGUUGCUGAUGCAGCACCACUUUCUUUACCAGCACAAUAUGCGGCGGCCAGAGGAGCGGAGGCUGGAGGAAGAGCGGGAGAUGCUGCGAGAGAAGCACCGCGCACGCAUGGAGCGCAUUGAAGAAAAGACAAGAAAUGCCAUGGAACUUGGCCAGGACGUUUCCGUGGACGGAAUUUUGCCGCUUUAUGGAAGAGGCACGUCGACAGCCGCAUCCACUACUUCCAUGUCAGCAGCCGCAGCCACUACCUCCAAGUCAGCAGCCUCAUGGAUGCGUCUAAAUCCAGUGGAGGCGGAGGCUGGCGACCGCGACGUAGAUGGUGACAACUACAGUACAACGGGUUCAUUGCUUACAAAACCUGACAUAUCAGCCUACGACACUGAGCACGAUCACCGCAUUCGCAGCGCGGAAGUGCUGGACGAGGAGCAGAGACGCCGAAGAGAGGACCUAAGGAGCGGUGAUGCGACGAGGAAACUCUGGCCACAGGAGGAACUUGAGACGGGUGGAGGUUUGACACCGCAGCGAGUGGUGCAGAGCCAGAUACUGGAGGACGAAGACCAGGACUUUGCUGUGGAGGCGUAUUCCAGUGACUACGAUGAAUGA